UUGGUGUCAUGGAACCCAGUUACAGGGCUUUGGUAAUUCAGCCCUGUAACUGGGAGUCAUAACAUAAACAAUCCCAGGAGCACCUGGCAGAAGAAGAUAGAAUAUGCCUGGGAACUUGGGGCCGAAAGUAUAAACAAUUAUAAUUGGUCUAGUGUGUGAAAAUGGUAGUAAUGUGAUAUUGGGGGUGGGACUUGAUGAUGAUAUUUACGUGUGGUGUUACGUAGCAUCAAAAGUUAUAAAAGUAGUUGUAUGUAAACAUUGGGUCAUUCCUGACUUUUCCAAAGUCAUGUGUUCUUCAAUAAAGAUUGGAUUUGAGAGCAGCCAUCUCUGAUCUGCGUUCAGACUGAUCCUUUGAAGUGAGCAGGACAAUUAAGUCAGGAAUCCAGUUCUCACCCUCCUGCAAAUUUGCAGUGAAGUGAUAAUGAGCAGGGAAGGAGAUCAAAGCCAUGACGGAGCAAAGGGGCCUCCGCUGGGAGCUCUGCCGUUGGCAGAAGAGACAUUGCAAGCCAUAGCUUCCUCUACGGGGUACCCCAAGCCGGACGGCGUGACCCAGAGGAUUCCCAGAGGGGGAAGAGGCGUUCCGGCGGCGGCAGAAACCAGUUGGGGAUCUGGAGGAAGCAUGCCGGAGACCGUGGCCCAGCGGUUAUCCAUCCUGGAAACUCAUUUAUCCAGGCUGUCGGAUACCGUGGGGAGAAUAGUGCCAAUAUUGGAAGAGAAUCUCCAAAAAGAGCACAUCCGAUAUGGCGCCGAGAGAGAGCCAAGCAAAGGAGGCGAUUGGAGCCAGAGGGGACAGCGAGCUUCAACGCAGAGUCCCGCGGCGGCAAGGGACGAGGGAGACGAGGAAUAUUGGCAAGAGCUGGAGUUCCGGGACAGAAUGGCGCGCGAAGUGGAGCGCCAGCAAGCUCUGGGAACUCUGAGGCCGCCAACCCCAACAGAGCUCCCAACCCCCCGAAUGGGCGUCGGAGUAGAAAGACCACUGGGGCCAGGGAUCGGGUCCAGUGGAUUAGCUGACGAAGGCGGAGAGGAGCAGGAGAUCCAGGAAGAGGAGGAGGAUGUGCCGUACGACGGGGAAAGGCGAGAUGCGGGGGCUACAGCGAGGCCAGUAUGCGGAUGGGGGGAAGGGCCGACAGCGGCGGCAGGAUUUCGGGAGCCGCGCAGAAUGACCACCGGAGUGGGGCGUGGCGUGAUCCAAGGAAACCCGAUGCAACCCUUCCCCAUGCCUCCCAGACAGCAUCAACGGGCCGCUGAAUGGAUGCCAAGAAGGGAAGAUCUCAAGCUAGAAUACGGAGGGGAAUCAGCCGAACUGAACUUUUUUCUAAUUAGCAUCAGGGGAUACAUGGAAGACAAUGCACACACAUUCCCCUCCGAAGCAAGCAGGGUUCGGGCCAUCGGCAACACACUAAAGAGAGGAGCGGCCAGCUGGUAUGUGCAACUACAUGCCAGACAGGACCCAUGCCUGAGGUCAGUGCCCCGCUUCCUCGCCGCACUGGAAAACCGGUUCAGAGACCGGCUAGAGCAAUUGAGAGCUCGAGACCAGCUUAGAGGAAUAAAGCAGAGGGACAAAACGGUGCCCGAGUACGCAGAAGAAUUCCUCCACCUCGCGGAAAGGGUACCAGAGUGGUCUGAAGUGACCAAAGUGGAAUUAUUUAAAGAGGGACUACGCCCCGAGAUUUUCAGCUGGGCAGCGCACAGAGAUGACCCCGAAACGCUCCAGGGAUGGAUUCAACUAGCGGGGCGCGUUGAAUCCACCCUGGCCCAAGUAAAGCGCUUCAGGAGCAGCGGCGGCCAGCAAAGACCGGUGGCGAGAGGUUGAGGAGAAACGAGGAAGCAGGAAAGACCCGGAGGGAGGCCGGGGAUUCCCUCCAGAGGAGACGACAACAAACCUAAACCGGGAUGCUUUGUAUGUGGGAAGACGGGCCAUCGAGCAGCAGAAUGCUGGGCACGGAAGGGGGAGCCGCCAAAACCCUCAAAGCCCAAGCCAGCAACCGGGAGGCGUGCGGAGGAGGAGGUGCAAGCCCCAGAAUCUCCAGAAAAAUUGGCUUGUGAUGAAAGAAGAACCGAAGAGGAGGACGAAGAAAAGGAGGGCACCAUGUCAUGGAACCCAGUUACAGGGCUUUGGUAAUUCAGCCCUGUAACUGGGAGUCAUAACAUAAACAAUCCCAGGAGCACCUGGCAGAAGAAGAUAGAAUAUGCCUGGGAACUUGGGGCCGAAAGUAUAAACAAUUAUAAUUGGUCUAGUGUGUGAAAAUGGUAGUAAUGUGAUAUUGGGGGUGGGACUUGAUGAUGAUAUUUACGUGUGGUGUUACGUAGCAUCAAAAGUUAUAAAAGUAGUUGUAUGUAAACAUUGGGUCAUUCCUGACUUUUCCAAAGUCAUGUGUUCUUCAAUAAAGAUUGGAUUUGAGAGCAGCCAUCUCUGAUCUGCGUUCAGACUGAUCCUUUGAAGUGAGCAGGA
Messenger RNA from Anolis carolinensis (green anole), 2452 nucleotides. RefSeq lists its product as uncharacterized. The transcript has 2 exons. NCBI's taxonomy places the organism in Eukaryota, Metazoa, Chordata, Lepidosauria, Squamata, Anolidae. Bases 422 to 1813 code for a protein of 463 amino acids. The record is from RefSeq and is a predicted model, not a curated record.